Elaeis guineensis (African oil palm) is the source of this 2629-nucleotide messenger RNA. Its product is annotated as protein TOC75-3, chloroplastic. NCBI's taxonomy places the organism in Eukaryota, Viridiplantae, Streptophyta, Magnoliopsida, Arecales, Arecaceae. Gene Ontology annotation, cellular component: chloroplast outer membrane. The record is from RefSeq and is a predicted model, not a curated record. Gene Ontology annotation, biological process: chloroplast organization; protein import into chloroplast stroma; intracellular protein transport. Gene Ontology annotation, molecular function: protein-transporting ATPase activity.
UAAAACAUACUUCCUUCCUCUUGGUCCUCGUCCUUGUCGCCCGACUCCAUGGCUUUCUGCGGUCAGAGGCUAUCCCUGGGCGCCCAGAUACCCCUCUCUGGCUCCGCCCGCGACCGGCGCUCUGCUUCCGCCGCCGCCUCCGCCUGCGCCCCCAUCCCCGGCCAUCACCUCAAAUGUGUCCUAUCCUCCGCGAAAAUCCCAUCGCCUAAAUUUCCCACCACCUGGACCCGCAAGAAAACCCUCGCCACCUUCUUCUCCUCCGCCCUCGCCUCCGCCGCUGGCGGUGGCUUCCUCCUCCACCUCUCCACUCCCGUCCCUCCCCCCGGCAACACGGGAGGCGGCGGCGGCGGUGGCGGUUGGGGCUGGGGAGGCUUCGGCGGGGGCGAGGGUGGAGGGUUCUGGUCCCAGAUCUUCGCUCCCCUGGCGGCUAUCGCGAGGGAGGAGGAUCCCGCGGGCGGCGGAGGCCCGGAGUGGGACGUCCACGGCCUGCCGGCCAACAUCAUUGUCCAGCUGAGCAAGCUGAGCGGGUUCAAGCGGUACAAGAUCUCGGAGAUUCUCUUCUUCGACCGACGCCGCGGGACCGCCGUCGCCGGCACCGAGGACUCCUUCUUCGAGAUGAUCUCUCUCCACCCCGGCGGCGUCUACACCAAGGCCCAGCUCCAGAAGGAACUCGAAAACCUAGCCUCCUGUGGCAUGUUCGAGAAGGUCGACCUCGAGGGCAAGACCAAGCCCGACGGUACCCUCGCUCUCACCGCGUCCUUCACCGAGAGCACCUGGCAGUCGGCCGACGCCUUCCGGUGCAUCAACGUCGGGCUGAUGCCCCAGACGAAGCAGAUGGACAUGGAUGCGGACAUGACCGACAGGGAGAAGCUGGAGUACUUCCGGAAACAGGAGAAGGACUACCGGAGGAGGAUCGACCGGUCCAGGCCGUGCCUACUGCCCAUGCCGGUGCACCGGGAGGUGCUGCAGAUGCUUCGGGAGCACGGGAGGGUCAGCGCGAGGCUGCUGCAGAGGAUCCGGGACCGGGUCCAGAAGUGGUACCACGAUGAGGGGUAUGCUUGUGCCCAGGUGGUCAAUUUCGGCAAUCUGAAUACAAAAGAGGUGGUGUGUGAGGUCGUGGAGGGGGAUAUCACGCAGCUGGUCAUCCAGUUUCAGGAUAAACUCGGGAAUGUCUGUGAAGGGAAUACCCAGCUUGCUGUCGUUCGUCGGGAGCUGCCCAAACAGCUUCGACCAGGGCAUGUCUUUAAUAUUGAAGCAGGGAAACAAGCUCUAAGGAACAUAAAUUCACUUGCUUUAUUUUCUAACAUUGAGGUGAACCCACGACCCGAUGAAAAGAAUGAAGGAGCAAUCAUAGUUGAAAUAAAGCUCAAAGAACUGGAACAGCAAUCAGCCGAAGUAAGCACAGAGUGGAGUAUUGUACCUGGACGGCAAGGACGACCAACUCUGGCAUCAAUUCAACCUGGUGGAACAGUUUCAUUUGAACAUCGGAAUAUCAAAGGGUUGAACAGGUCCAUACUUGGCUCUGUGACAUCCAGCAAUCUGCUCAAUCCUCAGGAUGACCUGUCUUUCAAGCUAGAGUAUGUGCACCCAUAUGUGGAUGGUGUGUAUAACCCUCGCAACCGUACAUUCCGUGCUAGCUGCUUUAACAGCCGCAAGUUGAGUCCUGUUUUCACUGGUGGGCCAGGGGUGGAUGAAGUUCCACCUGUGUGGAUUGACAGAGUUGGAUUCAAAGCAAAUAUAACAGAGGCCUUCACACGACAAAGCAAAUUCAGUUAUGGACUUGUGAUGGAGGAAAUCACAACUCGCGAUGAAACUAGUAGUAUAUGUACUCAUGGUGCUCGAGUACUUCCUAUUGGUGGCUUAAGCAUGGAUGGACCUCCAACAACCCUAAGUGGUACUGGUAUUGACCGCAUGGCAUUUGCACAGGCAAAUAUUACUCGUGACAACACGAAGUUUGUAAAUGGUGCAGUUGUUGGCGAGAGAGAUGUCUUUCAGUUAGACCAAGGACUUGGAAUUGGCAGUAAGUUUCCAUUCUUCAAUCGUCACCAGCUCACAUUGACCCGCUUUGUUCCAUUGAAACAAGUAGAAGAAGCUGCUGGCAAGCCACCGCCACCUGUUUUGGUCCUUCAUGGACAUUAUGGUGGUUGUGUGGGAGACCUCCCAAGCUAUGAUGCUUUCACACUCGGAGGGCCCUAUUCAGUGAGGGGCUACAAUAUGGGCGAGUUGGGUGCCUGCAGAAACAUUCUUGAGCUAGCUGCUGAGCUGCGGAUCCCUGUGAGGAAUACGCAUAUAUAUGCAUUUGCAGAACAUGGGAAUGAUCUUGGUAGUUCAAAGGAUGUGAAAGGGAACCCGACCGAGUUCUUCCGCCGAGCUGGACAUGGUUCAUCUUAUGGUGUAGGUGUGAAGCUUGGGUUGGUAAGAGCGGAGUAUGCAGUUGAUCAUAAUGCCGGUACUGGUGCAAUAUUUUUUAGGUUUGGAGAGAGAUUUUGAGAGCUGCUAUGGUAUGGUAGCCAUAUAUUCAUUUACAGGACGCCCGGGUCAUUUGUUCCAAGAUAUCAGAGUUUUUCUGCACUGUAUUUUUGUCGAUUGUUCCAAUUCUUGAAAGAUUUAGGUGCCUGUUUGAUCACUC